Molecule: messenger RNA, 383 nt
Organism: Medioppia subpectinata
Lineage: Eukaryota; Metazoa; Arthropoda; Arachnida; Sarcoptiformes; Oppiidae
Source: the annotation of a GenBank genome assembly
AUGCGUUCAAUGAUUGUCGCCUUCGCUGUCAUCGUUGUGGUCGCCGUCGGUGUGACCGCAAACAACGAGAAGUAUCAGAAAACCGCUCUCAAAGACAUUCACAACCUUAAGUUUGAUAGCGUAAAGCCGGGCGUUAACGUAACAAACUUUGCCUUAAAAUCCAACGACUGUUGGACAUGUGGGUACCCCUGCGAGUCCAUCUACUGUUGUGAUGACGGUAACCCCCAGUGCUGUCAAGUCAGUGGUAUGUGCGCCUGUUGUGCCGCUUAAACGCAUUUACCUUGGUCAACCUAUCUAUCAUUAAAUUAUAGAUUAAAAUAAACGUUUAGUUAUUAAUGUCCUAAUGGUCUCUACUAUUGUUAAAAACAUUAUAACACUUACAC